AUGAGUGGAGAUUAUGGAAGGGAGAAAAAGCACAAAAGGAAUGAAAGUAGAGAAAUUCAAAAUCAAGAAGAAAUUACAGAGUUACAUUCAAUUGUGAUGGAAUUGAUGGACAAAAUCGAAGAACUUCACAGGAAUAGAAGUCAAACAAGAAUACCUUUUGCAUCACCUGAUACUUCAGCAAAAUUGAAGAAAGUUCUUCAGAAUUAUCAUCGUCACCAAAGAGACACCUACAUUUUGUUAUUGAAUCCUCAGAAACAAAAAGCAAAUAGACAAAGAACAGGUAUAAACAGUAGAAGGAAAGAUAAAAAGGAAAGAUGUCAAAGAGGAUUGAAGCGUAUAAUAAAUACCAAAGAUCAAAUGCUCACGGAUUUAGAAUUUAGCAAUUUGAUCAAAGAUUUAAGAAAAAUCAUUAAUGAUUCAAAUUACCAUUCAGACGAAGUUUCAGAAAUAGAUGAAGAAGAAGUUGCGGAUUCUCUUGCGAUGUGCUGA
Rhizophagus irregularis DAOM 181602=DAOM 197198 is the source of this 489-nucleotide messenger RNA. The record is from RefSeq and is a predicted model, not a curated record. NCBI's taxonomy places the organism in Eukaryota, Fungi, Glomeromycota, Glomeromycetes, Glomerales, Glomeraceae.